AUGAAUAAAGAAAUUUUUAAUUCAAAAUUAUUUGAAAAAUUAGAUAAAGAUAAUUUAAUUGAAAAUUCAAGAGAAUGGAGUAAUGAAAUUGAUUCAACAUGGAAUUAUAAUGAUGUUGUUGGAAUUUUAAAAAGUUGGGAAUCAUUAAAUACAAUUAGUUUAGAAUAUAUUGAUUCAAUUGUAAAUUGUUUAACAGAAACUGGUAAAGAUAUUUUAAUUAAUGGAUCACCAGAAGCAAAAUUAUAUAAUAUUUUAACAGAACAAGGUAUGUCACCAGCUGAUGCCAAUAAACAAUUUGGUGCAACAGCAUUUGGAUCAGCCAAAAAUAAAGGUUGGAUUGAAGUUAAAGCUGGUAAAAUCUUUAAAAAAGUUGAAUCAAUUAAUGAUAUUGUUAAAUCUGAUCUUUCAAUUCCAGACCUAAGUAAAUUGGAUUCGAAAACCUUAGAACAAUAUAAGAAAUCAAGAUUUAUUGAAGAAAAGAAAUUAUCAUAUUAUCGUGUUACCAAAGGUGAACAAUAUAAUAAACGUUCAAAGGAAUUAUCAGAUUUAACAAUUGAAAUGUUAAAAGAUGAUUCAUGGGAAAAAGAAUCAUUCAAAGUCAAUAUCAAUGCAAUGGGUGUUGUACCAGAACAAGGUUAUCGUCAUCCAUUGAAUAAAGUAAAGAAUGAAUUUAAACAAAUCUUUUUAGAUAUGGGUUUUGAAGAGAUGCCAACUUUUAAUUUCGUAGAGAAUGGAUUUUGGAAUUUCGAUGCUCUCUUUCAACCACAACAACAUCCAGCUCGUGAACUUCAAGAUACAUUUUUCAUAAAGGAUCCAAAGACAAGUCAUGAUUUCUCUGAUGAAUAUUGUGAACGUGUUAAACAAGUUCAUAGUGUUGGUGGUUAUGGUUCAUUGGGUUGGAUUUAUGAUUGGAAACUUGAAGAAGCUGAAAAGAAUAUUCUUCGUACUCAUACCACUGCUGUUAGUGCUCGUAUGUUAUAUAAAUUGGCUCAAAAUGGUUUUAAACCAAAGAAAUACUUUUCAAUUGAUCGUGUUUUCCGUAAUGAAACUUUGGAUGCAACUCAUUUAGCCGAAUUUCAUCAAGUCGAAGGUGUUAUUGCUGAUGUUGACAUUUCUUUAGGUCAUUUAAUUGGUGUUAUCUCGGAAUUCUUUAAACGUCUUGGUAUUGAUAAUGUUCGUUUUAAACCAGCUUUCAAUCCAUAUACUGAACCAUCAAUGGAGAUUUUCGGUUAUCAUCCAAUUCUUAAACGUUGGGUUGAAUUGGGUAAUUCUGGUAUCUUUAGACCUGAACUUUUAUUACCAAUGGGUAUUCCUGAAAAUGUUAGAGUUGCUGCUUGGGGUUUAUCACUUGAACGUCCAACUAUGAUUAAAUAUGGUUUAGAUAAUAUUCGUGCAAUCUUUGGUAAUAGUAUUAAUGUAAACUUUAUUAAAAAUAAUCCAAUUUGUAUGUUUGAAUCAAAAUAA
Messenger RNA from Dictyostelium discoideum AX4, 1464 nucleotides. RefSeq names its product phenylalanyl-tRNA synthetase, alpha subunit (gene pheSA). The transcript has a single exon. The coding region runs from base 1 to 1464 and encodes 487 amino acids. Lineage: Eukaryota; Evosea; Eumycetozoa; Dictyosteliales; Dictyosteliaceae. The record is from RefSeq and is a predicted model, not a curated record.